CAUUGGAGGAGCACCUGAAUGUAACACCAGUGCUUGUGUACUGGAGGGAAACCAACUGUGCCUCCUCACUGUAACAGUGAGUCUCCUUUCAUCGCCACCCGGAGGAGUCUGCUGCUGCAGGCGGGAUCAAAUAUCUCCUAGCCCACUGACCGACGGGCAACCCGGGUUGCAAAACAAGCUCUCCGGCCAACACUUUGAGAGCUAACGCAGGAGCUACCGAGGCUAACCCGACAUGGCGACGGCGAUAUACUUGGAGCACUACCUUGACAGUAUUGAAAACCUUCCAUGUGAGCUUCAGAGGAACUUUACGUUGAUGAGGGACCUGGACAACAGGACUGAAGAAAAGAAAGUAGAGAUCGACAAACUGGCUGAAGAGUACAUCGCCAACGUGAAGAACCUGGCCUCUGCUCAGAGGGUGGAGCACCUGCAGAAGAUCCAGAAUGCCUACAGCAAGUGCAAAGAGUUCAGUGACGACAAAGUGCAGCUCGCCAUGCAGACGUACGAGAUGGUGGACAAACACAUCCGCAGACUGGAUGCUGAUCUGGCUCGGUUUGAGAACGAGCUGAAGGAGAAACUGGAGCUGAGCGGCCACGAGAGUUCAGAGGGGAGGAGUCUGAAAAAGGCCGAAUCUCGGGGGCUGAGAGAGAAACGUGGAUCCAGAGGACGAGCAAGGAAAGGUUCUGAUGAAGAUUCACCUAAGAAGAAGAAAAUCAAAAACAGUCCCGACCUGAGCGAUGCUCUCCUGCCGAUGCAGCCGUCAGACGUCCUGGACAUGCCGGUGGAUCCCAACGAGCCCACAUACUGUCUGUGCCACCAGGUGUCGUACGGGGAGAUGAUCGGAUGUGAUAACCCUGAUUGUCCGAUCGAGUGGUUUCACUUUGCUUGUGUCGACCUCGCCACCAAACCCAAAGGAAAAUGGUUCUGUCCGAGAUGCACCCAAGACAAGAAGAAGAAAUGAGAGUUUUAUGUCAGAUGUACUCGCCUAAUAAUGUUUGUAUGUUUGCUGUAGUUAAAUAGUGUUAUAUAUACAUAUAUCUCUAUAUAUGUCUCUGUUCCUGUAACUAUCCAUAGACGUGGUGGGUCAAAUAUGUAUUUCUAAGAGUUUGGCUGCACCGACAGACUCUCUCAUGAUACGUUACAGUUUCUGUGUCAUCAGAUUUCAGCCUGCUGUUCUCGUCCAAUCACAUCGCCGUACUGGAUCCACCACUCUGAGUCAAUUAGUCCAAAACUUGCACAAACGAUCACCAAUCAGAGUGUCCUCCCACUUCAGCCUCUCAUGUAAAUACCGUCUUCACCAAGGUCCUCAGAAUAAUCCUGGAUUGUGGCUUUAGCAUACUUGAAAUGUCAAUUUUAUAAAGAUGUAUUUUUUAAACAAAUUAAAAGCCUGCUGAAAAUUUAGAGUUGAAUUGAAACACCUGAAUCCUUACUGAACUUUGUGGUAAAAGGAAUUACGUGUCCGAUUUUCAGUUACCUACCUCCUUGGGGAAAAUAUCGACACCGCACACGACUGCAAAAGAUACCCGUGUUAAAAGAAACCAAACGAUGUUUAAAUCUGAGAAGCUGCGACAUCUUUGAAUGUAUUGUGGUACUGUGGCUCGGUGGCUCAGUGGGUCGGUGUCUCCUCUCAGCUGAAAGAGGUUUAAGCACUUUGAAUGAAUUUUCCCCCUGAAGAGGGUUGAACCCAGCAGGCUUGGUUUUAUGAACUCAUUUAAAACUUUGCCAUUGCUUCAAACCACACGGAAAUAUAAAAGAUUAUAUGUUUUGUAUGAUAUGAAACGAUAUUUUGUGGACACACUUUUUUCCAAAGAUAUAUUUGUUGUAUUGAUUACUUAUCGGUGUACACGUACAAUUUUAUUUAACAGGAUUUUAGCAUCUUCUUUCAUACUCAACUGUGAAUAUCACUCAUUUAGGUGUAAGCCACAAACAAGAGAGCCAAAGUCUUUGUAUUUUGUAAAAUGCAGUAUUUUAUAACAAAUAAAUAUUCACUAUAAGUCAUGCAUUAUUUCAUUCUUUGAUGUUCAAAGUGGAAAGCAGUGCCUUUUGUGAAACAUGUGAAUGCUGAUCCCUUCAUUAAAAGAAUCAAUACAGCUA
Notolabrus celidotus (New Zealand spotty) is the source of this 2091-nucleotide messenger RNA. RefSeq names its product inhibitor of growth family, member 5a (gene ing5a). Bases 233 to 958 code for a protein of 241 amino acids. Gene Ontology annotation, cellular component: nucleus. Gene Ontology annotation, molecular function: chromatin binding. Gene Ontology annotation, biological process: positive regulation of apoptotic signaling pathway; positive regulation of DNA-templated transcription. The record is from RefSeq and is a predicted model, not a curated record. Lineage: Eukaryota; Metazoa; Chordata; Actinopteri; Labriformes; Labridae. The transcript has 8 exons.